Messenger RNA from Orycteropus afer afer, 2187 nucleotides. RefSeq names its product family with sequence similarity 234 member B (gene FAM234B). NCBI's taxonomy places the organism in Eukaryota, Metazoa, Chordata, Mammalia, Tubulidentata, Orycteropodidae. The transcript has 14 exons. The coding region runs from base 1 to 2187 and encodes 728 amino acids. The record is from RefSeq and is a predicted model, not a curated record.
AUGGCCCAGCUAGAAAGUGAGACUCAGAGUGGUCAGGUAUCUUCCCACCGUAAGGAGUGGCUCACAGUCCGUGGGAGAUUAGCCGGUAGGGGCGAUUCCUUGCACGCGGAAGCCGCCGCCUGGUACCUCUUUAUCGCCUCUGCUCAGCGGAGCGGGUCCCACCUUUCCGGAUCCCCGCCCCGGGCUCAGCCCACUUGGAACUACACUUCCCGGCAGGACGUGGGCACGCGCAAGCGCACCGAGGUCUCAGCCAUGGCGACCGUGCUGUCCAGGGCGCUCAAGCUCCCAGGGAAGAAGAGCCCAGACCUAGGGGAGUAUGAUCCCCUCACACAGGCGGACAGUGAUGAAAGUGAAGAUGAUCUGGUCCUUAACUUGCAGCAGAAGAAUGGAGGGGUCAAGAAUGGGAAGAGUCCUCUGGGAGAAGCCCCAGAGCCUGACUCUGAUGCAGAGGUUGCAGGGUCUGCAAAGCCACAUCUUUCAGAAGUCACAACAGAGGGCUACCCAUCGGAGCCACUUGGGGACCUGGAGCAGAAGGCGACCUCUUCCCUCGUGUCUUAUGUGCGCACAUCUGUCUUCCUGCUAACUUUGGUGAUCUCAAUGAUCCUGGUGCUUAUAUGUGCUUUCCUGAUCCCAUGUCCCCCUAGAGAUCUGCACAGCACUUGGAGCCGCCACUUGGGCCCCCAUGGAGGUGGAGACCUGUCUCCAUUGGAACUGGCAGAUGUGAAUGGAGAUGGCCUACGUGAUGUACUUCUCUCCUUUGUUACAUCAAGGAAUGAGAGUUCAAUAGGUGUCUCCAGGCCAAUAGCUAUUCUUCUGUGCCUUUCGGGGAUGAAUGGCAGCACACUGUGGUCCAGUCCCCUCCCAGAGGAGGCCCGCGAUGUUACAUGUUUGGAUCUGAUGCCAGGAAGCUUGGCUGCAACCAUCUGCCUUGUGACAGGAACCCAUAAGAUGCUCAGUGCAUUCAAUGCAACAUCAGGGAAAACCAUUUGGACUUUAAACCCAAAGUACUUGUCCAAUGGUACCUUGGCUGCCCCAGUCGUGGUGCUCCCAGACUUGGAUGAAGACGGCAUUAGAGAUCUUGUGGUUCUGGCUAUUGGGGAAUUGCAGCCAGAUCUAUGCUUUCUGCUGGUAUCUGGCCGGACGGGGAAUCCAGUGGGUCGGCCUGUGAAGUACAACAUCGUGGGAGUGGGGAAUCUGAUUGGUCCUCAGGUUUACAUCACCACAAAUGGCGCUGUCUACAUCCUGUUUGGCUUUGGCAAUAUUCAAGCUGUCGCACUGCGGGACAUUUUUGUUCAGGCCCAAAAUCGAGACAGCUCACCACCUUCUCUACAGCUAGAAGAGCCAGAAUGGGAGAAGCGAAGAUCCAUCAACCUUUCUGAACUCAUUGACGUUUACAGUGAUGGUGUUGAGCUACUCCAGAUGGUGAAGGCACCAGAUUCCAACUGCAGUGACCUCCUGAUUACAACCAGACAAGGGCUUGUCCUGCUUCGGGGGCAAGAUCUUAUACCUUACUGGACAUUGAGUCUUCAAGGCCUGCACAGCCAGCCUACUCCUGGGUAUUUCACCGAUGAUCAGAUCUUAGACUUCCUUCUGCAAAUUCAGGAUGGAGUUGGGAUGAAAAAGAUGAUGGUGGUGGAUGGUUACUCUGGAUCUGUUACUUGGAGUUACAGUGUUCCAUGCCACAUGAAAGAAACACCAACCACCUCAGCUGUCACUUCAGAUCAGAAGUCUGUCUUCCUCUUUUGGGCUGAAGGGUUAUCAGCUGCAUCUCCCAAGUCUGAUCGCAUCCUAGGAACUGAGCCACCCAGGCUUCAUCACCUUUACCUCCUGCAUCCAGCAUUCCCCUCGAUUCUUCUGGAUCUGGCCAAUGCCACAGACACAGUGACAGCAUCAAAGGUUGGAAUUAACGACCUUUGGAAAGAUGCCUUUUAUGUUACCAGGACAACAGGGCAAAGCUCUGAGGGCCAUUCAGCACCCCUGGUGGUCAGCAAGCUUAGUCUACGGUGGGCACUCAUGGAGGGCCAAAUGGUCCAGCUAAAGGAGACUACCCCCAAAAUUGGCCGGGGGGAGCUGCGAAGAUUCCUUUCUAGGAUAAAGUUUGUUGAUUCUCCUUACCAGGACCUGGAAUAUAGCCAACAAUUAAUAAAGGAGAGAAGAGGAUUUUGGACGCUCAAGAAGGAGAAAUAA